AAAGAUCAUGUUUCCGCCAUUACUAGCCAUUGUUUACUCCUACCUCCAGCUAUACGCAGAGACACAAAUACACACACACGUACACACAGAGAAACAGGAUGAAAGGUAUUGUGCAGCAACAACGUUGUAAAGCUUUUGGGUGUAUUUUAAUUUAAGUUAAUGCUGUUGCGUUCCACUGAAAGUUGCUUUUUGUGUUUAUGACGGGACAAAAUAUCCUCCGUGGCACUAAUUUAAUGUUUGACAGUCAAUGCAUAUUCAUCCGCGACUACAUGAGUGUCAGGAGCAAAGGAGUACCCGGAUGGACUGUCAUGGCCGCCGUCGAUGUGGUUCUUCAGAGAAGAGAGAAGGAAGGCUGAUGUUUUGUUGUGUGUUCCUUUCAUGCUUGACCCUCUUUAACAAUGCUGGACGUUGUUGAGAAACAGCCCGAGCUUCCUUCGACUUCAUAAGGUGUUGAAACGGUUUAUCACCAUUCAGUGAUUUGGAGGCGACAGAUGUCCUGCUCCAACCCAGAUCCUUCCUUCCCAAGAAACAUUGGAGUCAUCGUUGCUUCCUGAACUAUAUGGCUCAAAAAGUAUGGUUGCAGUUCUUCAGUAGAACCAGGUCCGUCGUCUUCACUACUCCAUCUAGCUUCUUCCUUCUUGCCUGGAAUUCUCCGAUUUGAGUUAUGGAAGACUUCACACUGUCCCAGGAUCCAAACAAAAAUUCAUCAGGUGGGGAGGAAGAAAAAGAUGAGGGGAAAGAUUUGGUCUGCAAGCAUUUCAGAGAAGUAAAUGAUGGGCCCCUCUUCCACAAUAAUGAUGAAUCUAUCACAAAGGACAAUGGAAAUGUGAUUAAAAAGGAUGACCAAACUGUCCAAGGCCGUUGCAAAAUUCAGCAGCGGGCUGUUUUCUCUGGAAAAAUUCUCAGUUUUGGAUGCUCGUUGUGUAAAGACAAUUUAACAUUUAGCCCCAAUGAUCUCCUUAAACAUUUCCGAGCAGUUCAUAAAGGAUCCCUUCCCACCUACCCUUGUGACUUGUGUGAUUUUGUCACAAAUGAGUUUCCUGCACUUCAACGUCACCGAAUUGAGCACAGGAAUACUCUGGUUGCAUGUGAGCUCUGCAAGGACAAUGUUCAGUAUUCCCUGCUUUUGCUUACCAGACACUACAUGAUGUGUCAUAGUGUAAACGGAGAGUUUAAGUGUGACUGGUGCGAGUUUACUACUGUUGAUGCAGGAACAUUUGUUCAGCACAUCCAUCACCAUAAUGAGAGUCAUUGGAAGUGUUCAAAAUGUAAACAUAUUAGUUUAAAUGAAGAAGGUCAUCAUAAUCAUAUGAAAGCUCACUCUGGUACAUUUACUUUCACUUGUCCAAUUUGUGGAUUUGGCACAGCAGAAAAUGAACAGCUUAAAAAGCACACAGCAGCUGUUCACAAAGAAGAGGCACAGCGAAAAAGUGCUCUAAAAGUUGCUGAAGACUGUGGUUCACCAACAAAUUCUUCUACAAAUACAAAACUGUAUAAAAAGAUUUCGGUUUCACAGGAAACACAACAGAUGUCAAAAUUGAACUCUUCCCCUAGAACUGUACCAAGUGAAAAUGGCAGAGUAACCAAACAAGAAUUUCCCUUGGAGGAGAUCCGCCACUUUACUGAUGGGACUCUAGGACAAAAGGACAAUAGAAGUCGGAACUUUCACAAUGCAGAACACUCGACUUCCGUCAUGUUACAGGAAUGUGAAAAUGCAAAUAAUUCUGACACUGGAAGUCAUCCCAAUGCCAAUGGGCUUACUGUACUAAUGGUGAAGAACAAAAUCUCUCUUCCCCCUAAUUGUACAACUAAAGUGAUGGGAUUCAAGAUAGUUGAUGGCAAAAAGCAUUUGGUUCUCAAAGUAAUACCAACAGCAAAGCAAAAUGUGUCUUCUCAGAGCCAUUUAUUAAUGGAUGGUGUAGGUCCUUUGGUAUCAAAUCCUGUAAUAUCAAAAACGACGGACUCCACUGAGACUGAGCAGUACUCUGAAUGCAAGGACUCCACAUCAAAAAGUUUAGCUAUUUCACCAAGAAACGGAUCUUUGCUUCAAAUGGAUCGUGAUGAUAUCAUGGCUGUAAAAGUGAAGAUUGAGGAGGAGGAAACCUCUGUUUGUCAACUUAAUUCUACUCCAUACUCUGAUAGUGAACAAAUAAAUCCCUCACAAAUCCGGUUUUACUCGGUGGCGGAUGAAGGUCGCCACAUCGCUGAGUCUGUGUCUACUGACAAAGGCAAGGUAGCAGUGUCUGGGAAUUCAGAUGCUGCAAUUUUAAAAUGUGAUGGAGCUACCUCUGGAUCUGAAAUGAGUAAUACUAAAAUGGAAUGUGAGGAUAUUAGUACUUGUCAAUCUCCUUUAAAUGCUGCCCAGAAAACAUUGCUUUCCAAAACUGUCUGCAGAGAAACUGUAAAGAACAACAGAACCACAGAAGAAUCAAUUCUAACCAAUGAUUUUGGCGGAAUAUGCAAAAAUAACAAAGACAACUUUGCUACCAUCACCUUGUGCAAUGACUCCGCUCGUCAGAUUUCUCUGGAAAACAGAGAUGCCGCAUUCAUGGAAAAUGGAAGUCAAAUUUGUCAGCAAAUUGUAAAACACAUAGAAUCUUCGUCUCAAUUGUCACAACCUUUUUCUGUGAGGAGCAGAGUGGAAGGCUUGGGCACAGGAAGAGUUGAACCAAAAACAUCAAACAAGGAAGUGUUUACGUUUCACAACUAUUCAAAGGAAAUGUUUAGCUCCUCACCAGUACAGAGCAAUUCCCAAAACUUGCUCUGUACUGGUAAAUAUUCUGAACACACAAAAAAUGCUUGGGAUCCAUCACAGUUUAGCUUGAGAUUAACAGCAUCUCCAGAACACACUACAGGAAAUACAGAUGGGGAUGGGGAGGUUGAUGAGUGCAUAGCUAGUGAUAAUCUUUUGAGUGAGGAAAAUGGAGAUUCAGUUCUUCAAGACUUUAAUAUCAUCAAAAUUGAGGAAGAUGGGAUCCCAAUAUCCACAAAACCAGAAACAAAAACUAGUUUACAUUCUAUAGAAAGUUUUGUCAAAGAACAUUCAAAUGCCAUCAUUACUCGACAGCUCAACAGAGAGAGAACAGGACUUUCACAUGCAAGAAAUGUCUUUUUAAAGCAAGCUAAAAAACCUCUUCAAAUUCUUCAGUUGCCUGCUGGAAAGCAACCAGUACUCGUGAGAGCAACCAACAUCCAACCCACUAACAAUAAAUUUGCCAUGCCAGUGCAAGUCAAGGCCACUCCAGGUUUUAAACUCCUAACUAGCUCUCCAAAUCCUCAGGUCAGUUUAUCUUGCAUGAAACAACAGUUUAAUAACUUGAGUAACACUGCUGGUGUAAUGCUUACUCCAAAAGCCAACAUUGUAGGUAUAUCAGCAGGAAAUUUACAAGCCACAGAAAAGGGGACUGUUCUCUCUGCCGUUCGUUCAGGUGGUAGCACCUCCUCAAAUCACUACUUUAUCAACAGUUCAGGUUUCAAGAGACCUGUGCUUCUUUCAAGAACACUGCAUAGUCCAUCAACAAAUACAGCAGCAAAGGCACAACCAACAUGCUACUUUGUGCAGAGGUCUAUCCCAUCUGCUCAUAACCUCAGUAAAGCUAGCUUCAAAUUGCCAGGUCCUCAACUCUCAGUCAACUCACAACCAGUUCUGGCAGGAACCUUUGCAGAAAAAUCCAGCACACCACAAACUGGUCGUCAGGCAUACUUGCUUCGAUACAUUUCUCCUUCUAGAUCAAGCCUUUUUGGAAAUAAGCAAGAGGCAAAUAACAGAACUAUUUUGAGUCAGAGCAGCGAGUGUCCUGGGAAUAAAGUCAUUUUUAAAAUAGUUUCGCCCACUGCUCACCUCAAUACUACUAUAGCUCCCACAUCAAGCAAGCAACCUUUGCUUUUGGCCAGCAGACCUCAAGGGCAGUGCUUCCUAGUGUCUGCAAACAAAACCUGUCCAACAUCUCAAUUGAUCAGUGUAGAAAAUAAUGUACAUGAACAUCCAAAGGAGCCUAGAGGGUCACCUUCAGUCAUAAAUGGAAACCUACAGCCAUGUGAAGCAAAUAGACUGCUCCUUGCUCCAAGGCUUGUAAGCCAAAGGAAAAGACACAGGAAAGCUUUAUUUGAUGAGCUCCCAGCAAGCCUGCAUAAGGCUAAUAGGCUGUCAAAUAAGGUGCUGUCUGAAAAAGACAAUGUUUUAUGGUCGCCAGUUGGCAAAGAAGUGGAGAGGAUGCUGAGACUUGCGCCACGCAGCACAGGACAGCAGAUCAAAUAUCCCUGUAGAGGCCAACCUGUUGUGGUGCUUAAUCAUCCUGAUGCUGACAUUCCAGAAGUGAUGAACAUAAUGAAGGCAGUCAACAGGUACAAAGGUGCUGUCACAAAGGUUGCUCUAAGUCAAAAGACGGUUCAAGCCCUUGCUGAGUUUAGUGGUCUUGUGAACAGUUGCUCUCCAUCUUCAAGUGAAGGUGUUUCAAGACCUAGACCUGUUCUGAGUUCUGUCCGAGAACGAUUUCUCCUGAAAUUAAAACUAAGAAAGAAAAACAAAAAGAAAUAUGAAGUAGUGAAAACUUUAUCUGCGUGUGGACAAGCCUCGAUGGCGUUUGAUUGUUGGUUUUGUGGUCGGAUUUUCAACAACCAAGAAGAUUGGAUUGGCCACGGCCAAAGACAUCUCAUGGAGGCAACAAGAGACUGGAAUAAGCUCUUCUGAGCGUUUUACACCAUUCUGAAAAGGCUUUUUUUCAAAGAACCUUUGAUGUAAUGUAAAUAUCUUGGAUUCUUUUUAAUACAUUUUGAGUGAAAUAGUUUUUUAUGUAUAUCAUGGCAAAUGUAAACAUAAUUUUUGCCACCCAUGUUGUUUUAACUGUGAAAACUGUAUAUUAUAAUGAGAGGUAUGGAUGUGGCGUAUUGACUGAAGGGGAACAAUUAGACCAAAUAACUCAGGUAAUUUCAUAUUAUUCUUACUUUGUCAUUUUCUGCAUUGUUUUAAAAAGGAAAGGUGUCCUUGUUCUUAUUAAAUCAUACUCCUGGACAUGAUGUACAGCUAACUGUAAAAAAAUAUACAGCAGUAAAAGUGACUUUACAUGAGUAACAAUGUUACAAUCUGAAAAUGUCUGAUUCAGAUGAUGGAACUGGAGUUCUACUUUACUCUUAAGAAUCAGCUUGAAUGCUUGUCAUUAUUUUUGAGAGCCAUUGGACCUGCAGUUGUUUUCUGCUACUUGUGCAAAACGAGAAAAUGCAAAGGAGCAUAUUUUGAACCAAGUUGGUUCUUGUCAAAUGCUCACUUCAUAGAACUCGUCUCUUUUCUUGUUAGGCUUCUGUGGUGAUUGGCUUCCAGGUCAUAUUGUAAAUAUGUCUUCCAUUUGUACAGUAAAAAGAUAGUAAUCUUUUGUGUAAAUGAAUAAAAAAAGCUGGAUAUACCUAUUUACCUAGUGAGUAGCCAGUUUGUGCAGAAAGAUUUACUCUAUUCAAAGAUGCAUUAACAGAUUUGACUGGAGCUGAAGGCCCUCAGAAAAAGCCUGGGUCUGCAGUGUCCCAGUCAUUCAAGCAGGUUCAACAGACAUGACAAAAGGCUGAAGUACAACUACUGCUUGUUUCCCCAAAUCUAAAAACGAUGCCAGUUAUCACAUUUCUAACCUAUUGCUGUGAUUUUGCUUUUGGUUCCAAUUUAUAUGGAAAAGUUCAUUUUAUGUAGAGGGGGGUUGGCUGGAUCAACCCAUUUUUUAUAGAAGCACAGCAUGCUAUGGUCUAAUUAUUGCACAUUGUUUCUAAAAUGAGGAAGAGUAUAAAAAAUGAAAAGCACCCACUCCUGUUAAUAUUUUUUUAAAUCAAAAUGGAGUCUCUUCAACAAUGCCUGGAAAGACAUUUUUGUAUGUUUUAACUGUUCAUACUUUAAUCCUGAUGACAACUAGUAUUGGUAGAUUGUGUGUGUGUGUGGGGGGGUGCGUGUGUGUGUGUGUGCGCUGUAUUUGGACUUUACUUAAAUGUACUGUAUAUCUGCACAUUGUCAUUAUGUCUCUUCUGCUUUAAACCCAUUUUAUGUUACAUUUCACAAUUUUCCUGCCUCCAGGACUUUAGAGUUUCUGGAUUCUUUGAGUUGAAAUGAUUGUAGUACAUGACGAGCGCUCCAUCUUUUUUUUUUCCUUCCCUCUUAGUAGGCCAACUAUUUUGAGCAACAAGCCAUGCUACUGUUUUGUAUUUACAUAAUUGUUCCAUAGAAAGAAGAAAGAAGCCCAUGUGCUGAACAGGUACAUUGGGAACGUUUUGUUGUUGUUGUUUGUUUUGUCAUCGUCAUUAUUGCUUUAAGAUCCUGCUAAACUGCGGUAAAUCAUUGGUGAUUACAUUUUGGUAUUUUGAAUUGGUCAUGUUUUAGCUUUUUGUGAAAUCUGUAUUUUUUAACUCGAGGGCUACAAUAUGUCACAUAUGAGAAUAUAACAGAAUUUAAAUAGUUGGAUUUUUUUGAUAAAUCUUCAUUAGAGAUUAAGUGUUUGGUCCAUAUUUAAAUCAGUAACUGAAUAACACGUUGCUUCAACUAAAUUGUAUAGACUUGAAGACACUUGUAGCAGGCAGAUGGAUGGAAUCCCAAAUCACCUCAUAUGACUUUGCUUUGUUCUUGUCUGAUUCACAAAUUUCCUAUUUCUUCUCCUUCCUGAUGGCUUCUGGGCCAAAGAAUUUAUUUUUCAACAAAUAAAAAGCAUAUUCUUAA
Molecule: messenger RNA, 6685 nt
Organism: Poecilia reticulata (guppy)
Lineage: Eukaryota; Metazoa; Chordata; Actinopteri; Cyprinodontiformes; Poeciliidae
Product: zinc finger protein 518A
Source: RefSeq, a predicted model, not a curated record